UUCUCAAGUUCAGUGAGAUGAAUUUUUUUGGUACACUGUUUGUUCUUUCAAUUAUAAUUUACAUCAAAAGACACGCAACCUUCAUCAAUGGAGACAUUGGGGACUCUUGUAGACAUGAGAAAACAAAUUCACCUGGAAUCUGUAAACUGGUUUUUGAAUGUCGUGAAGCUAUUUCAGAUAUUCGUCAGGGUAUUCCAUUGACUCAUUGUGGCUGGCAAAGUGUUAUUCAAAUAGUCUGUUGUCCAAGUUCCCUAACCCCUCAAGUUUUAACGCCCCCAUCUCAAACAUUUCAACAAUCAAAUGAUGAAAGUUUGCGAAAAAGUGAAAGAAAAUGCCGAGAAUAUGCAAAUUUUGUGUUUGAAAAUGUGACAGCACCAGUAGGUCUUCCCGGUAGAGAUCCCGAGACAGUAUCUUCCGAUACAUGCAGCUUCAAAGUGAUCCCACUUAUUGUCGGAGGUACGAAUGCAAAACCCCGUGAAUUCCCUCAUAUGGCACUCAUCGGAUAUGGAGACAAUGUCAAUUCCCUCCAAUGGAAUUGCGGUGGAAGCUUGAUAAGUGAAAAGUUUGUGCUUUCAGCUGCACACUGUGUCUUCUCCAGAGAAUUCGGUUAUGCUUCUUAUGCUCGUUUGGGAGAGUUAAAUUAUGAUACUACCACCGAUGAUGCACAUCCAGUGGAUAUAGCCAUUGAGACACACAUCAAACACCCAGAAUACACAGUAAAAUCCGACUACAAUGAUAUUGCCCUGUUCAAACUGCAAAAAUCGGCUACAUUCAAUCGCUAUGUGAGACCAAUUUGUUUGAGUGAUAAAAGAAACAUUAGAGAAAUGAAAGCCAUUGCUACAGGAUGGGGCUUGACGGAGUAUUUGGGCCAAAAGAGCAACACUUUGAGAAAAGUCACCCUAGAGCUAUUUAGCCAAUCCGAAUGCUACAGGAUAUACGAGUUUCCACCGUCUAAUAAGCUUAGUAGAGGAAUUGAUGAGAAUUCACAAAUCUGUGCUGGAUCUUACAGUGAGGAGAAGGAUACAUGCGAAGGAGACUCUGGAGGACCACUUCAAGUGUACAAUUUGGACGUCUACUGUAUGUAUAGAAUUAUUGGACUUACCUCAUUCGGCAAAGGAUGCGGCUCAGCCGGAUCACCCACAGUUUACACAAGAACAUCUAACUAUAUUGACUGGAUCGAGAGUGUUGUCUGGCCUCACUUUUUGAUAUAUUCAUGUGUUGAAACACUUUUAAUUGUGAAAUUAGUUGCUAAUAAAAUGAUUGAAAUAAGAAAAUUUUCAUUAGAAAUUAUUACUCUGUUCGUAAUUCUCGUUUUCUGUCCACGUGUUGAGAGUAAUUGUUCAAUUGGUGAUCACUGUAGGCAUGGAGUAUCAAAUGCUGAAGGUACAGCAAAACUUGUCAUUCAUUGUCAAUCAGCAAUUGCUGAUCUGAAGAAGGGAAUUAGGCCAUGGGGAUGUGGAUUUCAAGAAAAUAUACAAAUUGUUUGCUGCCUAGAUCCAGACGAUACCUAUCCCAUUACUCCUAAACCAGCAACGACCGUGGAUAGAUUUUCAGGGAGUAGCGGAAAAGAGAGGGUUUCUAUGAGAAAAUGCAAAGAAUAUGCUGAGUAUGCGUAUGAGAAUAUCACCCUACCCAUAUCAAUUCCCGGUUCUCCUGAUAUUACAAGGAGAGUCAACAGGUGUGGCUUUAAUGUGAUACCCCUGAUCGUGGGUGGAACACUAGCUGGACCCAGAGAAUUCCCACAUAUGUGUUUGAUUGGAUAUGGUGACGAUCCUAUUCAGUGGAAAUGCGGUGGAACUCUCAUUAGUGAAUACUUUGUACUCACAGCUGGACACUGCCUUAAUUCUCAAGAAUAUGGACCAGCUAAAAUGGUGCGUGUGGGUGAUUUGAAUUAUGAAUCUGAGCAAGAUGAGGCAAGGCCAGAAAAUGUGAGAAUCAAGAGACACGUACCAUUUCCAGAGUACACAAGAAGAACGCAGUACAAUGAUUUGGCACUCUUGGAACUCGAGAGGAAAGUCACAUUCAAUCCUUACGUGAGACCCGCUUGUCUUUUCACACAAUUCAAUACAGAGACUGAUAAAGCCAUCGCUACAGGAUGGGGUAGAGUUGAAUGGGCAGGUGAUACCAGCAGUAACCUCCUCAAAGUAACUCUUGAGCUGUUCACGCAUCAAGAAUGCAAUAAAUCUUUUGAAUUCAAUAUCAACAGAAAACUUAGCAAGGGAAUUGUGGACGAAUCACAACUUUGUGCAGGUUCUCACAGCGAAGAAAAAGACACUUGCGAAGGAGAUUCCGGAGGUCCACUUCAAAUCUACAACAACAAUGUAUACUGCAUGUACAACAUAAUUGGAGUGACAUCCUUUGGCAAAGGAUGUGGGUCAGUGGGUCAGCCAGGAGUCUACACGAGAAUCUCCAACUAUCUUGACUGGAUUGAAGAAGUAACGUGGCCGAAUGAGUGAGACAUUGUCUGCAUCAAUAAGUCAGAGUAUUGUAAUAGAAUUCAUAAAUGAU
This is a messenger RNA of Phlebotomus papatasi, 2508 nucleotides long. RefSeq lists its product as uncharacterized. The coding region runs from base 18 to 2456 and encodes 812 amino acids. Gene Ontology annotation, biological process: proteolysis. Gene Ontology annotation, molecular function: serine-type endopeptidase activity. Lineage: Eukaryota; Metazoa; Arthropoda; Insecta; Diptera; Psychodidae. The record is from RefSeq and is a predicted model, not a curated record. The transcript is spliced from 12 exons.